AUCAAGUUCACACCUUCAGGCAUUAAAAAAUCUCGUAUAGUAUUAACACCCCUAAAACCCUAAACUUUUCUGGCGUCGACCGGAAAAUACUGUAGAAUCUGGGAUACGAGAUUGGUGGUACGGCGAUGGCAGCAGCGGCGGCGGAGGAAAUCGAUUACGAGAGCGAUCCAGAGGAGGCGAAGCUAUUGGUGAAGAUGCGGAGGCGAGCGGAGGCGAGCGACGAUGAGGCGGAGAAUGGAGGCGAAAUCGUGGAAAAACCGCCGCGUGGGGUUGAGACCGAUGAUUCAGAUGGUGCAUCUGAGGGCGCCGCAGCGGAAUACGAGGAAGACUAUGAUUUGGAUGAGUAUGUGGAGGAGGUAGAGGAGGCCAAUGAUGACGAGGAAAGUGGCAGUGUGAAAGAGUUUGCGGCAGUGGUGGGAAUAGGUGAUGCAGGGGAAGAUGGAGGCCUCCCGGAGGAGGAGGAGGAGACGAGGGUGAAGAGUGACACUGGUGGUAUUAACGAGGAUAAUUUGAAUAUUGAGGAUAGGGAACCUGAAGGCGAAAAGAAGGAGAUGGAGCCCUAUUCCGUGCCUACAGCUGGGGCAUUCUAUAUGCAUGAUGAUAGGUUUCGGGACAGUGCUGGUGGACGAAACAGGCAGAUGCUUGGAGGAAGAACGUUAUGGGAGUCAAAAGAUGAUAGGAAAUGGGGACAUGAUAAGUUUGAGGAGCUAACUUUGCCGGGAAGGACACGUGUAGAGCAUAGGAGUGGUCCGCGUGGACGUAAUCGAGGUCGUGGCCGAAAUAGAUUUGCCCAAGAAAAUAGACCCAGAGAACUCACUAGUAAUGGCACCCAGCAUAACAACAAUCAGGACAGUGCACCUAAGAGCUUUAGGGGAAGAGGACCUCGAAGGUAUCAACCAUCCUCUAAGAACAAGGAGCCUCUCACCCAUGUGAAACAACAGUCGUGGAAAUCAAAAGAGAAAGCUUCAUAUGUUGGUUCUGAAAAAACCAGUGAAUCUACAUCUAGUUUGGGGCCUGAUACGGUGUUGCCCAGGAAACAAAUUCUUGCAUCCAGUUUGAACAUUGCUUCUCCUCCAUUUUAUCCAUCUGGUUCAUCCACAAAAGGAAAUAGUGGCCCCAAAAACGGGGAUUUUCAAGCUGGUGCAUUUAAUCGGCGUAGUCAGCCAUCAGCGGUCAGUUUAGAUAAGCUUUAUAUUGACGAUUCACUUUCUGUUACUGCUGGGAAGUCUGCAAACACUGUGCCAGUGCCUUCAUCUAGUCCAACUAUGAACUCUGGUCGAGGAAUAAGAGUGGCUCCACAGAAUCAAGUCAACGGGGUAAAUUCAGUGAACCAGCUGCAGGCAGUUCAGGGGAAACAUAGUCAAAGUCGUGCUCAACCUUCUGCGCGGUUUACACCCCAUGGAUCACGAGCUUCUUCCCCACCAAAAACCAGUAAGGCUGGGAAUGCAGUUGAACCGCUAGAAGCUGAAUCAAACAGAUCCAAGACUGCAUGGGUCCCUAAAGGGCAAGUUAUCACUCAUGGCAGUGGAAGGGGGUCCUUCUUGUAUGGCGCAGCACAUGUUACGGGGGCCUCUGGCAAUAUAGGCAGUGGUCAUGGAGAUCCAAAUUUCCCGGCUUUCUUGCCAGGGUCUGUAUGGAGAAUUUUAGCUAGUUCUUGUUUUGAGAUGCCUAUAUUAUUCUGGCUUGUAACAGGAGCUGUCAAUGUCCUUCUGGUGAUGCAGUUUGGUGGUCAGCAUCCUGGAGGAAUAGGAGUUCCUGCAGUGGGCAUGGCCUUCCCUGGAUAUGUUGGUCAACCACAGCUUGGUCGAGGGAGCUCAGAAAUGACCUGGCUACCAAUUCUAACUGGUCCUGCUGGAGCAAUGGGGGCGAGAUAUGGUCCCGCCUUUGCUGUUGAUGGUUCGUAUGAAGGUCGCUCAUCUGGACAAAUAUCUUCCGUAAAUUCUGCUUCAAGUAAUUUGUUUUUGGUUGAAUGGAUGAGGUUUCUUCAUGUCACCUAUUUUUUGUCUGUAACAAAUAGUAAGCCCAAAUACUCUUAUUUCAGUAAAGAACAGAAUACAACAAAUGUUGGGGGUGUGAUGGAGUCAGCACAGAAACCAGAGGCAAAAGAAUCCUCGCAGGCAAGUGGGUUUUCUUUAAUGCAGCAUACCGAUAAAAUUGAGAUUCCUUCUACUGAUGAAGUUAUGGUUGAUUUGCAGAUAUACAGAGAUGAAAUUUUGACCAGUGAACUAUUUGCCAAGCCAGAUUAUUUCAGAAAUAGUUGA
Striga asiatica is the source of this 2261-nucleotide messenger RNA. NCBI's taxonomy places the organism in Eukaryota, Viridiplantae, Streptophyta, Magnoliopsida, Lamiales, Orobanchaceae. The record is from the annotation of a GenBank genome assembly.